AUGGAAAGAAGAAGAGCUGCAACCACAGCAGAAGGCUCAGCUUUUGCUUCUCCAUCUCCCUGAACCUUACGGGUCAGCGGCGAGCGGCCGCUGACCGACUCCGACACCAGGAGGAGGAGUCGUUUCAACGUCACGUUCCCCGUCCCUCAGAACUGCGACGCCUUCAGGAUACAGGGCAAGUUCCAGGAUGGAGUCCUCAUCGUCACCAUUCCCCGACUCCCAGAAACCCCCGCCACCACCGUCGCCGCCGCCUCUCCUCCGUCGCUGUCGCCGCCUCUCCCAGGAAUAUGCACUGUAACAUUGUUUCUUCCUUUUGUAUCACUUGCUCGGAGACGCCGCCGAUCCAUCGCUCCAUCUCCUUCUCCGAGCUCUUUGGACACGCCUCCUUCCCAACCCGUCAGUUCGUCACUCCGCUUUGCUUUCCCGUACAGCAAAUCCAUGUCUUCCUUCUGCUUCUACGAGCAAAGCUGUAGCAAUGAAGAUUCUGAUGACAUGGUGUCGUCAAGUUCGUACUCUAGCCCUAUCCAUGGGGAGGAACAACGGAAACUGACGGUGAUGAUGAUGAUGGACCAGCAGGAGGAUGGGGUAAGAGUUGGUGGGACCGCCGAAUUUCAGGAUGGAAGACGAGAGAAGCUCAACGGCUGCCGGGGAGGAGCGAAAGAAUAAGGAGAUGAGAAGGAAGGAAAAGUAUCACCACCCUCGACGAGAAUCAUCUUACCAUCUCCAACAGUUCAGGGAAGACAGAAUUCCUAGGGAAGAGACCCAUGUCAUGUUCAGGAUUGGAGAUCAUGAGUUAGAAAGCAAUAAUUAUGGUGGGGAUCAGCUGGAUGAGCUGUCAGACGAUGGGUCACAGCCUCACAGGCAGUGGAGAAGAAGAGGAGGCUGAACAUGGAACAAGUGAAGACAUUGAAGAAGAACUUUGAGUUGGGGAAAAUGCAGUUAGCUAGAGCUCUUGAGCUGCAGCCUAGGCAUAUUGGUAUUUGGUUCCAGAACAGGAGAGUCAGGUGGAAGACCAAGUCGCUUAGAAAGAUUAUGUUAUCCUUAAGAGACAGUUUCAGGUUGUCAAAGCUGAUAAUGAUGCCCUUCAAGCCCACAAAUAGAAGCUUCAUGAUGAGCAUGGUUUUUGGUGGGGGAGGCCAGAUAUUGGCACUGAAAAGCAGAGGACCAAACCAUAAGCAAUAAACCUGAACAAAGAGAUACAUUUUAGACAACAUCCGGGCUUACAGGCGUUCAGCUCAUCAUAUGAUGCCUUCACAUCUGACAUCAAAUGGUAGAAGGAGCUGCAACGGCAGUAAGGGGUGCAGAUGCCUUCAUAUCAGACGUUGAUGAGAUUAUGCUAGCCAAUGAAGUUAGUUAUCGGUAGGAAGGUCAAUAUUGCAGAUGGAAGGACAAACAAAAAAAAGUACAAGUGAAAAGUUCAAUGUUGAACUUGAGAUUUAAAACUGAGUUUAUGUUGCUGUAAAUUUGGGGACAAAAACGAGGACGUGGAAAUAAGAGAUGCACGUGCAUAACUGAACAUAGGUUUGUAAGAUUUCAGUAAGAAACUCUUAUACGUAGGUCGCAGCCUUCAGUAGGAAACUAUAUGUAGCUUUCAGUUUGUAUCUCCAGUCUCCUGAUUAGAACUAUGUCAAUAAGAUUCGAAAAUAAACUUUUAGAGUAUGAUUAUUAUUAGUCUAUUAAUCCAAG
Linum tenue is the source of this 1686-nucleotide messenger RNA. NCBI's taxonomy places the organism in Eukaryota, Viridiplantae, Streptophyta, Magnoliopsida, Malpighiales, Linaceae. The record is from the annotation of a GenBank genome assembly.